This is a messenger RNA of Lemur catta (Ring-tailed lemur), 2307 nucleotides long. It is a transcript of the gene MUS81, whose product is annotated as MUS81 structure-specific endonuclease subunit. The record is from RefSeq and is a predicted model, not a curated record. Gene Ontology annotation, molecular function: 3'-flap endonuclease activity; DNA binding; crossover junction DNA endonuclease activity. Gene Ontology annotation, biological process: double-strand break repair via break-induced replication; DNA catabolic process; resolution of meiotic recombination intermediates. Gene Ontology annotation, cellular component: Holliday junction resolvase complex; nucleus. The coding region runs from base 308 to 1987 and encodes 559 amino acids. The transcript has 16 exons. NCBI's taxonomy places the organism in Eukaryota, Metazoa, Chordata, Mammalia, Primates, Lemuridae.
AAGGGGCGGGUCAAGACUCCCGGGGCCUGGGUGGGGCGCGUCCGAAAUGCUGGUCCUGGUUAGAGGAAGUGCUGAGACGAAAGAUCGGUGGAGACAACGCUCAGCACCAACCACUUAGAAUAGUGCAGGAGCAGGGGAGGACGACAGGGGCCUAAUCUAGUUAGUACCUCUUGUGGGACCACGUGUUUGGAGAGGUCCCGCCCUCACCCUCGCUCUCUCCCCGCGGCCAGGUGUUUAAGCCCAGACUACAACUGUCAGCGUCCCAGUUCGGCAGGUGUGGGGCGUCAGAGGAUCCGCCCUAGGGCUCAUGGCGGCGCGGGUCCGCCUGGGCCGGAAACGCCCACUGCCCGUUUGCCCCAACCCGCUUUUCGUACGCUGGCUGACGGAGUGGCGGGACGAGGCAGCCAGCAGAGGGCGUCGCACACGCUUCGUGUUUCAGAAGGCGCUGCGCUCCCUCCGGCGGUACCCGCUGCCCCUGCGCAGCGGGAAGGAAGCUAAGAUCCUACAGCAUUUCGGAGACGGGCUGUGCCGGAUGUUGGACGAACGGCUGCAGCAGCACCAAGCAUCGGGCGGUGAGCGCCUGCCUUCCCCAGGUGACCGUGUCCCGGACUUACCACCUGGAGAGACGUGUCCAGCCCAGGAAGAGCCACCUGCCGAAGUCCAGGAUUCUUCCGUGCCAGUUCCUGCCCAGCCCAAAGCAGGAGGCUCUGGCAGCUACUGGCCAGCUCGGCACUCAGGAGCUCGAGCAGUACUGCUGCUGCUCUACCAGGAGCACCUGAAUCCAAAUGGCCACAACUUCUUAACCAAGGAGGAGCUGCUGCAGAGGUGUACUCAUAAGGCCCCCAAGGUAGUCCCUGGAAGUACUCGACCCUGGCCAGCCCUCCGCUCCCUCCUCCACAGGAACUUGGUCCUCAGGACACACCGGCCAGCCAGGUACUCGCUGACCCUGGAGGGUCUGGAGCUGGCCCAGAAGUUGGCCGAGUCAGAAAGCCUGAGCUUGCUGAAUGUGGGCACUAGGCCCGAGGAGCACCAUGGGGAGGAACCAGCAGUGCCAGAAGCAGCCUCUGCUCAGCUUGGCGCCAGUGAAGAGGAGUUCCAGCAGCCGCCGCUAGAGCUGGGGCCUGGAGAAUACAGGGUGCUGUUGUGCGUGGACAUCGGAGAGACCAGGGGGGCUGGGCACAGGCCAGAGCUGCUCCGAGAGCUACAGCGUCUGCACGUGACUCACACUGUGCGCAAGCUGCACGUUGGGGACUUUGUGUGGGUAGCACAGGAGACCAGGCCCAGAAACUCAGCGAGACCUGGGGAGUUAGUCCUGAACCAUAUCGUGGAGCGCAAGCGGCUGGACGACCUGUGCAGCAGCAUCAUUGAUGGCCGAUUCCGGGAGCAGAAGUUCCGGCUAAAGCGCUGUGGCCUGGAGCAUCGGAUAUACCUGGUGGAGGAGCAAGGCUCAGUUCACAACCUCAGCCUUCCUGAGAGCACACUGCUACAAGCUGUCACCAACACUCAGGUCAUCGAUGGCUUCUUUGUGAAGCGCACAGCGGACAUUAAGGAAUCAGCUGCAUACUUGGCCCUCAUGACACGGGGCCUGCAGAGACUCUACCAGGGACACACUCUACGCAGCCGCCCCUGGGGAAUCCCAGGGGACCCUGAAUCAGGUGCUGGGCCCUCCCCAAACCCUCUCUGCUCACUCCUCACCUUUGGUGACUUCAACACAGGAGCCAUGAAGAACAAGGCCCAGUCAGUGCGAGAGGUGUUUGCCCGGCAGCUAAUGCAGGUGCGUGGAGUAAGUGGGGAGAAGGCAGCAGCCCUGGUGGAUCGAUACAGCACCCCUGCCAGCCUCCUAGCUGCCUAUGAUUCCUGUGCCAGCUCCAAGGACCAGGAAACCCUGCUGAGCACCAUCAAGUGUGGGCGGCUGCAGAGAAAUCUGGGGCCCGCUCUCAGCAGGACCUUGGCCCAGCUCUACUGCAGCUGCAGCCCCCUGACCUGAGCUUAUGCCACGAGACAGACCCCAACCUGAUCUGUCCCCCCACCCCCCAGGCUAGCCAGCCUUUAACCAGGAUCUUUUGGGCUACAAUAAAAAUCUAGAUGUUUGCAGCCUUAUGUGUUAUGGAGGCAAUGCCAGGCCCCAGGGGCCUUAUAAAAUAAGCAGGAACUAGGGAAACCAUCUGGUCCAGUGGUUUUUAAACCAAGCUCCUGAGGACCUGGGGUUCCCUGGUCAGGGAGAUGGAAUCAGUGGGUCAUUACAACUUUGAAUCUACUUCAUGUAAUCAGAUAGUCCCUGAUGAAAUAAAAUUGCCUUUGAUAAGA